AAAACUCUUCUAAUUACAUUACUGAUCAUAAUCAUUUACUCUACUUCCUUUUGGCUUGUUAUUGAGUAUGGCGUACCAAAACAAGGCCAUGAUGUCAAUGGAUUCUCCGCAAAGGAAACUGGGAAGGGGGAAGAUCGAGAUUAAGAGGAUCGAAAACACGACGAAUCGUCAAGUGACCUUUUGCAAGCGGAGAAACGGCUUGUUGAAGAAGGCCUAUGAACUCUCAGUUCUCUGUGAUGCUGAGGUUGCUCUCAUCGUCUUCUCUACCCGUGGACGUCUCUAUGAGUAUGCAAACCAGAGCGUUAAAUCAACAAUUGACAGGUACAAGAAAGCCUGCGCUGAUUCUUCCAAUACUGGAUCUGUUGCCGAAAUUAAUGCUCAGUUCUACCAGAAAGAAUCUGAAAAAAUCCGUCAACAAAUCGAGGCUACGCAGAAAGGAAUCAGGGAAAUGCUGGGUGACAGCGUGAGCAGUUCAAGUAACAGGGAACUCAAAAACCUGGAGGGUAAAUUGGAGAAAGCAAUUACAAAAAUCAGAACCAAAAAGAAUGAGCUGCUGUUUCGAGAAAUUGAGUACAUGCAAAAAAGGGAAAUCGACUUGCACAACAAUAACCAGCUUCUCCGAGCAAAGAUAGCUGAAAAUGAGAGAGGCCAGCAGAACAUGGACGUGAUGGCAGGAGGAGGAAGCUACGAGCUCAUGCCGCAGUCACAGCAGCAGCAGGAGGAGAGUGUCUGA
Molecule: messenger RNA, 733 nt
Organism: Morus notabilis
Lineage: Eukaryota; Viridiplantae; Streptophyta; Magnoliopsida; Rosales; Moraceae
Product: floral homeotic protein AGAMOUS
Exons: 9
Coding region: 68-733 (221 amino acids)
Biological process (GO): positive regulation of transcription by RNA polymerase II
Cellular component (GO): nucleus
Molecular function (GO): DNA-binding transcription factor activity, RNA polymerase II-specific; protein dimerization activity; RNA polymerase II cis-regulatory region sequence-specific DNA binding
Source: RefSeq, a predicted model, not a curated record